Molecule: messenger RNA, 499 nt
Organism: Gaeumannomyces tritici R3-111a-1
Lineage: Eukaryota; Fungi; Ascomycota; Sordariomycetes; Magnaporthales; Magnaporthaceae
Exons: 1
Coding region: 1-207 (68 amino acids)
Source: RefSeq, a predicted model, not a curated record
AUGUCCUUUGCUCCCCACGCUCACCGUCUGAUCUGGCCGACGGCAAGGCGUGCGCAGGAGCAUUUGCGCAAAACGGAUGGCUUCCUGCCUGCUAGGUCUCCCUCGAUGGCAAGAUCGGAAAAGGAAACGCACGCCUCACUCGCCUCGCGACUGCGGUCGUUGCGCUUCUGCUGCGACUGGGCUCUGCGUGUCUCUGCAAAGUCGUGAAGGCGAGUGUGUGUGGGAACGGCGGCCAGUUAGCGUCACAGAAAACGAGCCCACCCGCGGACAAUGCACAUGCGACCAGCGAAACUGGGCCUCUCUGGAUCGCAACCCAUCCUUGCUCUGCCGCCCAUCCCACAAAGGGCCAGCCAGUGGUGGUGGGUGGCACGAUCGAAUGACACAAGGGAGCGGGAAGAGCAGGCAAAGUCCAGAGGAUAUAUGUGAUGCUUUUUUCCUCGCACUCCCGACGGUGGGACGGACGGCUGUUAUUCGCGCCGUACGGGAGGGCAAGAAGGGC